CAACUAUUAUCAUUUGCUUAUACUCUUAAUCUUACUGCUUCCUCUUACGCAAAAGAAGAAGAAAAUUUUCUACAGCGCGUGUCUAGAAGGUUACUGAUAACGUGUUGUUUCGACAGCGCGUGUUGCUAAUAAUUUAUAGAUGUAUCAGAUACGCUGCAGGAAGUAUACACACGGAAUCGAACGACUGUUAUAAAAAGCGUACUUUUGCAUGUUUCCUUCUGCUUCGACAUGAAGUGUUUCAUAUUUACCGUUUUAUUCAUCACAGUGGUAAUCCUUGUAACAGUACAAGGUCAAGGUGGUAGUCCUGGUUCUCCUGGAGCACCAGGUACUUCAGGUUGCCCUGCUGGCCCAGGAGGGGCCGGUAGUCCAGGAGGCGCUGGUGGCCCAGGAGGUACUGGUGGUCCAGGAGGCACUGGGGGCCAGGGAGGAACUGGUUUUCGUAAUUGCCCAGGUGGACCAGGAGGGGCCGGCGGACCAGGAGGUGCAGGUGGUCCAAGAGGAGGUGGUGGUACAGGAGGCCAAGGUGGAGGAGGAGGCCCUGGUUAUCCACCUGGUAGUCCUGGUACUCCUGGACCACCAGGUAGUCCAGGAGGCGCCGGAGGUCCAAUAGGAGCUGCUGCUCCAGGAGGCACUGGUGGAAUGAUUAUGCUACCCUUGUAUCCAGAGUGUGAUACUUAUGGUAAAUUAAUGCACGAUAUGUUUGAAGAAAUGCGGAGCGAUAACAGAAUUGGUCCAGAACAAUGUCAAUCAGGAAAUCAUACA
Molecule: messenger RNA, 762 nt
Organism: Parasteatoda tepidariorum (common house spider)
Lineage: Eukaryota; Metazoa; Arthropoda; Arachnida; Araneae; Theridiidae
Source: RefSeq, a predicted model, not a curated record